Molecule: messenger RNA, 3709 nt
Organism: Cyprinus carpio (common carp)
Lineage: Eukaryota; Metazoa; Chordata; Actinopteri; Cypriniformes; Cyprinidae
Gene: gnat1
Product: guanine nucleotide binding protein (G protein), alpha transducing activity polypeptide 1
Exons: 7
Biological process (GO): adenylate cyclase-modulating G protein-coupled receptor signaling pathway
Cellular component (GO): heterotrimeric G-protein complex
Molecular function (GO): GTPase activity; G-protein beta/gamma-subunit complex binding; guanyl nucleotide binding
Source: RefSeq, a predicted model, not a curated record
GUUUUUAAAUAUGUACCUCUCCAAACAUUUUUAGUAAUAAGCAUCCAUGCAAGCACCUCUAUACAUAUAACAGGUGAUCAUUCGGAAGCAUUAAUCAUUUGGAACUAAACUUUAGGGGGCUUGUUUGAGUUUGCAUGAAUUGUAUUUGUGCUGUACAGAUAUGUAGUCAAAUUCUGGAUAUUGCUGUGUUGCUGUAUGGUCUUUGACAUAACUAAUUGAGAGAGAGAGAGAGACUGUUUUCUAAAGACAGAGGACUUUGCCGAACUAGUGAUGGAAUCAAGCACAAUUACCUGAUGUUGUGUUUUCUCAACACGCAUAGCAAACGGGCUGUGUGAAAUGGUUGUUGUAAAUGUGUUUUUUUUCUUUCAUUUGUAAGAUGUUAUUCAUCACUGUGGUUUGUCCCCUUGUUUUGUCUUUUUUAGGAUAUUCUAAUGUGAAAAAGAUCCUGAAUGAGAUCUUAAGAACAGUUAAUAUUAUAGUAAUGUAUUUUUUAUUUGUUUUUGUUUUUUUCAUCGUUGUUGUUGACUAAUUAAAGUUCUAUAUAUUUUAUAACAAAUACAGGUUGGCCUUUCUGCAUAAAUGUUACUGGGUGAACCUAUACUUCCCUUCUUUUGCAGUCUCUGCGUAAAGAUUGAAAGAGGUUAUGGUGAAUAUUGUUCACUUUACACCAAAAGUAUACCAAGGAAGUUGGUCUUCAAAUGUUGAUUUGCCAAAGAACCACCAUUUUUUUUCCCCAAAGAACCAUUCAGUGAAGAGUUCUUAAACAAACCAUUUUUUUUCUUCUGUGAAGAAUAUCUAAAGAACCUUUUUCCACCUUAAAGAACCAUUUGUGCAGUGGAACGUUUUUAUGGAUGUUAACGUUUCUUUAUGGAACCAUCGAUGCCAAGAAAGAAAUUUUAUUGCAUGUGGCAUAAGAAAAGCUUUAUUAAUACUAGUUUUUAUUAUGAUUUAUUAUUAUCAUGUAUUAAACAGCUUGGAACAAAAUCUCAAAAUCUUGAAAUUAAUUGCUACUGAUCAAAAGUACAAUGAAGAAAGUGUCUCUCUCAAAUGCAACGCCUGUGGAUUAAAAUGUAUCAAUCAGAUUGGGGUCAAUAAGAUCUGACUAAAGCUCUUUAAACGCUGCGCUGCACACUGUGUCCACAACAUGGAAAAUGUCAACUGAUCCUGAUGACUACAGUGGGAAAGUGAGAUUAGAAUUACUCAUAGAGAUUUCAAUGUUCAACAUCAAAAGCACCUUCACAUUCAGACCAAGUUCUAUUGAAAUAUAGCAUAAACUGUAGGCCAGUGAGAUGUAAUUUUCUUUCAUGAGGUCAAGCACAUUUUACACAGAAUAUAGACACAGGAAAACUUAUCAAGCUUAAAGUCAACAUAUCCAAUCAUUUAUGAGACCUGUUAACUUUCAGCUUCUAACUUAAAUAUCAUAUCAACAAACAAGUAACGUUUGUAACGUCACAUUAUUCCACUUACAUGGCACUUCUAAUGUGCUCAUGAAGACGAUGGCCAGAUUAUCAGCUUUUGCUGAGCACAGCACCUUCUCAUCCAAUCUGAGGUUCGAUGACCUCUCAACGGCUUUUGUCCUUGUUCUUCAUUGGCCCCACCAACCCAGGUGGUCAGAGACAUCUCCAAAAACCCUCUAAGACUCCAAACAAUUCAUCAGGUCACCAGUCGAGGUGUGAGCUGUGAGCACCUGGAAGCCUCUGGGCAAGCGAUUGGUCAUCCAAAAGGACUUCUUUUCCCUAAUCAAAAGUCAGUAUGGGGGCCGGGGCGAGUGCAGAGGAGAAACACUCCAGGGAGCUAGAGAAGAAACUGAAAGAGGACGCUGACAAAGAUGCCAGGACCGUCAAACUUCUGCUGCUAGGUGCUGGUGAGUCGGGGAAAAGCACUAUUGUCAAACAGAUGAAAAUUAUUCACAAAGAUGGUUACUCCCUUGAAGAGUGCUUGGAGUUUAUUGUCAUCAUCUACAGCAACACCAUGCAGUCGAUGCUGGCCAUUGUGAGAGCCAUGACCACGCUCAACAUUUCCUAUGGAGAUGCUGCUGCACAGGAUGAUGCAAGGAAGCUGAUGCACUUAGCAGACACCAUCGAGGAAGGCACCAUGCCAAAGGAGCUGUCUGACAUCAUCCUGAGGUUGUGGAAGGACUCGGGCAUCCAGGCGUGCUUUGAAAGAGCCUCCGAAUACCAGCUCAACGACUCUGCGGGAUAGUAUGGCCUCAUAAUUAGCCUUUUAAAGCAUUUUUUAAUAUCCAUAAUCAAAUCAGUAAUCAAAUUGUCUUGACAAACACUGCAUUGAUUCUUACUCUAUCUCCAAUAUCUGAAUGACCUGGAGAGGUUGGUCAAGCCUGGCUAUGUCCCUACUGAACAGGACGUCCUGCGAUCAAGAGUGAAGACCACUGGUAUUAUCGAGACCCAGUUCUCCUUCAAGGACCUCAACUUUAGGAUGUUUGAUGUGGGCGGUCAGCGCUCGGAGAGGAAGAAGUGGAUCCAUUGCUUUGAAGGUGUGACCUGUAUCAUCUUCAUCGCUGCUCUGAGCGCAUACGACAUGGUGCUGGUGGAGGAUGAUGAAGUGAACCGAAUGCAUGAGAGUCUCCACCUGUUCAACAGUAUCUGUAACCACCGUUACUUCGCCACCACAUCCAUUGUACUCUUCCUCAACAAGAAGGACGUCUUCGUGGAAAAGAUCAAGAAAGCUCAUCUGAGCAUGUGCUUCCCGGAUUAUGACGGUCCCAACACCUUUGAGGAUGCUGGUAACUACAUCAAGGUGCAGUUCUUAGAUCUGAACUUGCGCCGAGACAUCAAAGAAAUCUACUCCCACAUGACCUGUGCCACAGACACAGAGAACGUCAAGUUUGUGUUCGAUGCCGUAACAGACAUUAUCAUCAAAGAAAAUCUCAAAGACUGCGGUCUCUUCUAAACAAGCCAUCUGUGGGAUGAGGUGAUUAUAACAUAAAGUCAGUAAUAGUGUUGCUGUAGUAGAUUAAAUAUGACUAUAAUUUCCAUAUGUGCAUAAUUAAAAAGUCUUUCUUCUUUUACAGAGCAGCUUAAUCAAUAAAACCCAAUACUGACCCAUUGCCCCUUGUUCCUCCCUGGGAAAUGAGGAGUUCUCCAGUGCGCACACUGAAUUGAUCAAAUCUUGAAGAAGAAAUUGUAUUGUUGCUGUUGGGAUCUACAUCUGAUUAAACACACUGCACAUAAUUAAACAUUAGAGUCUGAUACAUAUUCAUAGCAGCAAGUCAUAUAUAACAACACAUAUAUGAAGGGUGUUUGGCUCUAUUAGUUUUUGCAGCGAUCGAUCCUGUAGAUUUGCGACUACACUUCACGCAGCUGUACACUAAAUAACUAUCCUUCUGAAACACCUGCAUAUAUGCUCUUCAGCAUCUUCUUGCAAGAGUACAUUAUGAAGUAUUACAGUUAUACGUUAUAGCAGUUACUGUAUCAAGUUCAUACUUUUAAGCUUCGACUUUAACAGGAAACAAAGUUCUGUUUUAUUUACAGAGGAGUUAUAUCAUGUCUCAUGAUCAGAAUCUUUAUGUAAGAUGGAUAACUUUGAUGAAAAGAUAGCAUGUAAUAGGUUGUUUAGCUCAGGAGCAGCUAGCUGAGUGAAUUGUAUAAAUGAAAAAAUCAAAUAUUGAUAAAAAGGGCACAACUGACUGCAAAACCAUUUACAGCCAUGCAAAUGUAAACUGAAUGAAUAAAGCUUUUGUAGAACCUGA